AUGAAUCAAUCAUGGAGAGAGGGAAACUUCGAUCUGAAAUAUUUCUGGGCGGUUUUCGUUGCUAUCACAGCAUUGGCCACGUCGCUAAUGAACGCGCUGGUAGUCGGUGCGAUUUGCAAAGACCCGAGUAGAAAUUUGAAAACGGUGCCGUCCAAUUUGCUGAUCGCCAGCCAAGCCAUUGCAGAUUUCUUUGUUGGCCUAAUCCAUGACCCAUUGUGUAGCUGGUGGAUUUUAACGUUCUCAUCGACCGCCGCUCACGUUAUAGAGGCUGUCUGCUCCUUUUUCUUGGUUGCAUCGGUUUUGCAUGUUGUCGCGUUGUCUUUGGAUCGUUAUAUUGCCGUUUGGCGGCCAUUGAGCUACCCCUCCGUCGUCACCAAGAAAAAAGUGACCAUCUGGUGUAUUGUGAUAUGGUCUUACAGUUGCAUAUACAUGGCAUACCGCACUGUGCUCAGAGAGCUUAACCAUCCGAUUGUCAUCAUAAAUAUCCUAUCUGGAACUCAUACCAUUUUGCCUUCAUUCAUAAGCGUAAUUUUCUACAUCCGUAUUUACUUUGCACUGCGAAACAACAGGAAAAGGGCCUGUGUAUUGGAUGAUUCAGGGCAAAUAGUAGCGAACGCAUAUAGAAGAGAAAGGAACAUGACAAAGGCUAUGAUGGCAGUCUUGGGUCUUUUUCUCCUGUGCAUCACACCUUGGUUUCUUCUUUACCAAGUCAUUGGAGCUUGUCCAACUUGCAGCGAACAUACAUCUGUUGAAAUGUACCUGUUUGCAAUAUUUUAUUAUAUCUUUUUGCUGAAGUCCUUGCUUAAUCCGUUUCUCUACGCCUGGCGUCUUCCGAAAUUCAGAUCAGCCUUCAAAAUCAUGCUUAAAACCAGUAGGAUCUCACGGACUGACAGAAUAGGGACAAUGACAAAUUGA
Messenger RNA from Porites evermanni, 915 nucleotides. The record is from the annotation of a GenBank genome assembly. NCBI's taxonomy places the organism in Eukaryota, Metazoa, Cnidaria, Anthozoa, Scleractinia, Poritidae.